CAGACACCAUUCAUUCCAUCCGGGCGAGGGCGAGGGCGAGGAAGAGGGAACGAUCGGCGGCGCGCGCGAGAGAUGGCGAGCCUGUGGAGGGCGGCGUGGGGGGCGUCGCGUGGGGCGGAGGACAUGGGCGGGGGCGUGGAGUUCUGGUCGGACCCGGAGCGGGCGGGGUGGCUAACCAAGCAAGGGGAGUACAUCAAGACGUGGCGGCGCCGGUGGUUCGUGCUGAAGCAAGGGAAGCUGUUCUGGUUCAAGGAACCGGUGGUGACCCGGGCGUCGGUCCCGCGGGGUGUGAUCCCCGUGGCUUCCUGCCUCACGGUGAAGGGCGCCGAGGACGUGCUCAACCGGCAGUUCGCCUUCGAGCUGUCGACCAGCCGCGAGACCAUGUACUUCAUCGCCGACUCCGAGAAGGAGAAGGAGGAGUGGAUCAACUCCAUCGGCCGCUCCAUCGUUCAGCACUCCCGCUCCGUCACCGACUCCGAGGUCGUAGACUACGACAGCACUCGCCACCACGCAUCCGCCGAUCAGCGCCAGAUGGAAGGAUCCUCCUGAAUUAGGUGCGGCGCAUCUCUCCAGGGCCCCUCAUCUGCAUCCGGACUGCUAUUGCGCAAUCUAGGGUUUCUUCUCCUUUCUUUCUUCCUUUCUUGGGUGUGCUUCUCUUGAUCGUGUUGUACGGACUGUCUGCUUUUAUUAAUCGCGCUGUCUAUAUGUACAUCUCUGACUGCUGUUGUAAUUUGGCAGUGCUGGGAAUCGAUGUAUAGGAUCUAUUCUUGUUGGUUGUGUCUCGAUCCUUAAAAAUUAUCACAUGCUUCAUCUCCCUGCUUUGCCUUCUUCUUGUUAUGUAUUCCUACGAUUUAUGUGUACGACAUCCGUUCCUUUGUUAUACUAUGUUCAAUUCUUCA
Molecule: messenger RNA, 899 nt
Organism: Phoenix dactylifera (date palm)
Lineage: Eukaryota; Viridiplantae; Streptophyta; Magnoliopsida; Arecales; Arecaceae
Product: pleckstrin homology domain-containing protein 1-like
Source: RefSeq, a predicted model, not a curated record